Messenger RNA from Drosophila biarmipes, 5135 nucleotides. It is a transcript of the gene sky, whose product is annotated as GTPase-activating protein skywalker. Bases 920 to 2713 code for a protein of 597 amino acids. The record is from RefSeq and is a predicted model, not a curated record. NCBI's taxonomy places the organism in Eukaryota, Metazoa, Arthropoda, Insecta, Diptera, Drosophilidae. The transcript has 11 exons.
UAAAUUUCCGACCGCGCUGCUUGUGUUUCGGUUACCGUUGAAAAAAAUAAGAUAUAUAAACAAAGAAUAUGGAUAUAGGUCGAAAGAAAUUCAUCCGCUACAAGUACAAAAAAUAAAGGAUUUUCGUAUAUAUUGGAAAAUAUUUGUAACGAUUCGCUCGCAAGGUGUUGUUUUCCCUCUCGCUCUCUCACUCUUCCGCUCCGCGUGCGUGUGUGUGUGUAAAGGCCAAAGAGCGCCCCACCGAGCGCUCCCCGCCACGCCCCCUGUGGCAGAAGAAUAAAUUGGGUAAAAAAGAAUAUAUAUCCUGCUCUUUUAGAAUUUACCUGUGAAAGUGAAAACGUGACAACACGAUAAAACGAACGAGGCAAGCAAAACAAAAAACGAGUGCAUAAAACACGACAACGAAAGGAGGAGAAAAAGAACAAGUGCAGCGAUUCUGAAAAAAGAAAAAACGGAACAAGAACACAAAAAACAAAAAUAAUCAACGAAGGAAGGCCACGGAAGGAAAAACGAAGCAGCAGAAAUUGACAGACUUGGAAGCGACCACCCUUGCUAUUUGGUUAUCACACACAGCUAUGCUUUUGCAGUGUUCGUUGUAAAUCGUUUACUAUAAUGAAUUCCGCGCGGCAUCAUCGUAUUGGAGUAUUUCUGUCUCCAUAAGUUGGCCGCUAAUUAAAUCACAUGAAAUAGAAAUAUAAUCAUAAUAUUACGAACACAUAGAGAACCGAACAAGGCUCGCAAACUGAUUGCCAAACGAGGGAAAGCAAAGCACUGCAAAGCAAAAAGCCAUCUAGUCAAACGGAAACAACGAAGGAAAUUCGCAAAAAACUGCCUGGAGUGAAGCGCGGUCUCGAGUGGAGGCAAACCCAAAUCAAGACUUGACAGAGGACCCGGAGCGACCGCAAAGCUGGCUAAGAAGAUGCCAUACCAUCGGGGCGGAGAUGCCUCUUCCCAGGCCGACAAGUUGAGCGGCAUCGUGGAGGAGAGCGACCUGUACGAGGGGUUCGCCCCGCAUGUCGAGACGUCCGAGAUCAAAACCCUCGACUUUUACAAUUUACCAAAGCAAACUGGCAAAGAGCCGGCACUGCGCUCCUACACCGAGAUCCAACAGCUGUUGCAGCAGGGCAAGAAACGUGACGUAAAGAACAUACUCAGGGAGAACUCGUGGCCCAUCAACUCCCCCAUCCGAUCCCAGCUAUGGCCGAUGCUGUGCGGCCAGCACCAGACCAAGCAGCAGAUGCUGGACGGCUUCUACUGGGAGAUGGUCCACCAGGUCUUUGGCACCACCGAGCUGUCGGAGAAGCCGAUCAUGCUGCCCGCCUUUGUGGACGCCACCCACUGUUUGCCCUACCACUUGACCAGCACGGGCCGGGCCGUGGCCGAUCGCAUCGUGAAUGUCCUGGGCUACGACUGCCCCGAUAUUACCUACAGUCCAGUAUUGUAUCCAAUUACAUCGAUACUUUUGCAUUUCAUGUCGGAGGAGGAGGCGUACAUGUGUUUGGCCGGUCUGGUGGGCAGCAAGGAGAAGGUAUUCAUCAAUCAAACCAAACUACAGCACGAGGUCACCUGGAAGACGGUGAUGCAGAUAGCCAAAAAGCACACGAAAAGUGCCACUUCGUAUUUCCAACGUAUUUGCCCGGGCCUGAAGCUGGAGCGCAUCUUCAUGGACUGGUGCUGGUGGAUUCUAGCGGGUCUACCCUUCCAGCAUCUGGUGCGGAUCAUGGACUGCUACUUCCACGAGGGCAUCAAGGUCCUAUACCGCGUGGCCCUCGUCAUACUCAACCUGUUUCACAAGGAGUGCCAGUCGAACAACGAAUGGAGUCCGGAUAAUAUUAAAAACGACAUUGGCAAUGCGCUGAUCAAGUUCUGCAAGAAGAUACCAGUGUCGCCGGCGAAGCUGCUCCAUGCCGCGUUUAGUAUUAGGGGACUGAGUACCCAGUAUAUUUCUAGAAUAUUUAUCAAGACUGAAAUGCUACUAAAAAGCCGUUCCGUGCUUACCAGCGGUUCGAAGCAAUUAAUCAAAUCGCGUUCAAGUGAUAAUCUGCCCACUAGUCAGUCGCAGGUCAACAUCCAAAUGAUGUCGCACACCUUGACCAUCCGAGAGGGCGAAAAGUCGCCCGGUCAUAGAGCCAUCGCGAUGGGCGUUUAUCCCAUACACAAUCUGAAAAGUCAAGCUUGUAAGAACGAAGAUCUGUUCACGCUGUGGUCCUGGCUGCCCGUGCGGAUAACAAUGUACCAACCGGUGCUGCUCUACACCACUGAGGAGCACGGCUGCUCGCUGACCACGUUCUACGUCCGGGUGGAGCAGCACGAGCCCACGCUGCUCAUGAUUAAGACGUGCAAUAAUGAGGUAUUCGGGGCCUAUUGUUCCUCGCGCUGGUUUGAAAGGAAUGUAAAGGAUGACAAGGGCCAGCGACAGGCCUACUUCGGCACCGGCGAAACCUUUUUGUUCUCCCUAUAUCCAGAGCGGGCCAAGUACCCAUGGGUUGGCAUUGAGGGCGACAAGGAUCUGGGACACAGUUCCGAGCUGUUUAUGGCGGCCGACUCCAAGAUGAUCACCAUUGGUGGCGGCGAGGGUCAGGCUAUCUGGAUGGACGAGAACAUACGUUUUGGCAAGACGGACAGCUGCAAGACCUUCAACAAUCCACCGCUGUGUCCGUCGGGCGACUUUGAGAUCCGGGUGCUGGAGGUCUACGGCUUUGUGGGCAUCUAAGUAAACUUCUCCUCAGUCUGACCUAUAUUGCCCGCCGACGAUCAAGUGCUCAGCAAACCUGCUCGACCUUCCCCCCGCGUUUCCUACACCCACUCAAACACCUUCAGAUUGCUUUCGUUUCCGCCCAUUAUUGGCGGACGCUGAUGAUACCAAGAUGAGAAAAUGUGUAAACAUUUAUAAAAACUUAUUUAUAAAUAUGUAUCGAAAGUGGCCAAGCAGCAGCAAAUGCCGCCGUCGUCGUGUUAAUGUUAAAUGUUAAUUAAAAAAUGCAAGUCUAAAACAAAUUAUAUAUUAUAUAAUGGAAAUACUCUGUGAGUUCAUGUUUCAAAACGCAAAGCUUUGAAAUUACAAUACCCUAGUUGUUAUAACUCCUAAACAUGUAUACAUGAUAUCUAUACAAGCAUAUACAUAAAGAAUAAUUAUAAAGUGUAUAUCUAAAUGUAAAACGUAUUUCUAUAGCCAUGUAACGCAGCAAAGAAAAAAUAUUCCUUAAAAAUUGAAAGCAGAAAACAACACCAGAAAACUAGGGCUGCAACUUCAUUACUGUUUACUAGCGUUAUUAUUUCAUUUAGUUUAUAAAUUAUGUAUGUUUUUCUUUCUGUAAACCAAAUUUACUGACUUGACUGAAUUCGUUAUUAAUGUUAUUAAUAUUAUUAUUGCUAUGUGUAUAGAAAGUGUAUCUUGUAAAUUGCAUUGAAAACAACCGAAUGUUUCUGAAAGUUGUCCCCCAUUUGGUCGCAAAAUAUAUAGAUAAAGCAAAACCAAACCUCUUUCGAUUAGUGCUGCUGCUGCCGCCAAUGAUAUGCUCAGAUAUUUCAGAUAUAUACCAUAGUUUAUAUAGCCCCCAAUUUGAUAAACAUAGCGCUAAUGCCCUUCAGCAGCGGAAUUUGUAGUCAGGUCAAAGUGCAAAAAGAGGAUAAUGAAAGAGCAGAAAGGCGAAAGUUCUCACCCAUGUGCAAUUGAUCUCAAAAUGAAAAACGAAAACGAAAAACAAAGAAAUGUAUUACAAGUUGAAGGCUACAUAAGUAGGCAUAAACAAAAACAGAGAACAAUCAAUAAUUAUUUUAAGAUUCCAUUCCAUUUUCAAUACCAACGAAAUUCUUUGCUCACCUCCACCCAAAAACUGCACGUACACAAAAUUUUUGCACAUUUUUCUAGUCAAUUUUUAUGUUUAACAAAAAGAACAUGGUGUGUUUCCGCCCAUUUUACUCGAACUUUGCCCAUUUGCCUUUGAGUAACUGCAGAUUCCGUUGGUUUAUUGAUCGUUGCACCACUCAAGCGAAUUGUUACAAUUUAAUGGAGAAACCACAACGAAAAUUGAUGAGUAGGGACCGUAGUGACCACAGAUUGCAGUGUACGACAGGUAGCGCUUCACAACCAUAGCAUUACGGAGCUGGUACUCCACAAAUCCCAAACCAAUAUCCCGUACCCAAAAAAAAAUUGAGCCCUUCCAUCGAAACCCAGGUCACCUGCAAUCUGUGAACUGGAAAGAGCAGCAGUGAAAAGCAAACUAAAUAUGAAUAGUUUUUAGGUUUUAAACAAACUCUCUGUGUUGUUGUUACUAUGAUUCAAAGUAUAUGUGUACGCAGCAUUAUAUAACCGAACUCUUCAUUAUAUACCCAACUACAAAUAGUUGAACAAGUUGAUCCAUACAAGCUUAAAAUAUGAAAAAGCAAAUCUGUUUGUUAUUUGUUUCUGAGUGUAAAUCAUAUUGAAACAAUAAGUUUUACUAUAUUUGGUUGACUAAUUGUUAUAUGCGGAUAAUAUGAAUUGUUGAUAGUGCUUAAGUCGGGACGCGCUUGGCAGCUGUCCUCGAUGGAUUCUCUGAGAUUUCUCGGGACAUUGCCAGUAUGGACAGUAUUUGGUAAAGCAAAGCAAACAAUCUUUUGUACAUAAAUUGUUUUCUAUCUGAAUUGUUCUCAAUGUGUAGUUUAUAAACAAUAUCUUAAUAAAUAUCCAUAUAUUUAUAUUUGAAUGUUAUUUAUGUGUAGCCCAGAAAGUGACACGAAUAUAAUCCGCAGCUAAAACCGAGAAAGAAGAUAAACCAAGGUGUUUACUAUAUACCCACAUACAAUAAUUUAUACAAUAAACUGGAUAAAUAUGAAAAUCUAGAUGUGUUUGACGAUCGACAAAUGUAUUGACUAAAAAUUUAAACAGCGAUUGUGUGUAUCGAUUUUGAAAUGUUAUUUUUAUUUAUUAUAUGCAUAUUUUUUUAUUUAUAAGUCCUAAUUAAAGUACACACACAUACUUGCAUACACACGCAGAUUAUGUAGGAGACGAGUAAAUUUUAUUCAAUAAAUUAUAUUAAAUCAAACAAGAAUAAUUAUAUUAUAUAAAUAUAUAUGUAUGUUAAAUCAUUUUAGUGGAUGUAAAAAAAAAAAAUGGAAACAAAAUCAAAUAAAAUUAAAAUUAAAAAAAACAA